AUGCCGUCGCAACACGUUGUCUUCUCGUUCGCUGGUCAAGGAUUUCCUCCAGUAGAAGCCGCCCGCGAUCUGUACCGAGUUUCUUCAACAUUCCGACAAGCAAUCACCGAUGUGCAAGAGGCAAUCAAUGGCUUGUCACACGACGGAUCCAUUCCUGGACAGGCUCAUGUACCAUUGACUGACUACUUCGAGGAAGACGAAAUUCGACCACCGUAUGCUGCAUCUUUCGAUCGACCUCUAAGCGCCGCUCAGCACUCUUUACCCCCUUCGGCUACUCUGGUCAUUGUGUCAGCCCAAUAUGCACUCGGAAAGCUAUUACAGUCGUGGGGUAUCUCUCCGAAAAGUGUCAUGGCAUACUCACUGGGAGAGAUUGCAGCGGGCACUUUCACAGGAUCUUAUACCCUGCCCGCUAUGGUCAAACUACUCGCAAGACGGGAAGGGCUGCUGGAAGAUCGUUCCCUGUUUCCUAACAAAGGUGGUCUCGCAUUAGUCUUCACAGAUGGCGACUCCAUCAAGCAGGUUCUGGCAAAAGAAGGUCUACUGGGGACAGUGGACAUUGCAGGAUUUUCUAGCCCGGUUACCACUUGUGUUGCGGGCGAUGCGGCUCAGCUGGACAUUGCCUUGGAGAAGCUCUCUAAUACUGACGUUGAUUUCAAGCGUGUGAAACUGGACAUUGGAAUGCAUUCUGGACACGUUCAAGCUCUUGCGGAUCAUGUUCGCUCCAGUCCUGAUAUCUUCCCGGAGAAAGAUUCGAAAGAUUGUAAAGUCCUACCUGGCAUUGACCACUGGUCGUCCUUGGGAAUUCAAUUACCUACCGGCUCGCCACUAAACGCAAACCAUUACGCCACCGUAUUGCGCCGACCACUCCGUUACAGAGACUGCGUUCAGAAGAUCUUUGAAAAGCACAUAUCCGAGCAACCAGAGCAGGAUCUUGUUUUCGUGGACAUGGGUAUGGGUCCAGGCCAACUGUAUAAGCUCAUCAUGGCUGCUUUAGAACACACAGCUGAGUGGCAGCGAGGUCAAGUGCGGGCUAUGGCCAGUAUAGAUCCUGUUGAUGCAGGCGAUGCAAAAAAUAAGCCAGGAUGGGCAAAGGCGCAGUUGAAAGAUAAUCUAAGCAAAGCGCAUGUGCUGCUGCAGAAACGUUCGACAAGUCCAGGUAUGUGA
Molecule: messenger RNA, 1164 nt
Organism: Aureobasidium pullulans EXF-150
Lineage: Eukaryota; Fungi; Ascomycota; Dothideomycetes; Dothideales; Saccotheciaceae
Product: FabD/lysophospholipase-like protein
Exons: 2
Coding region: 1-1164 (387 amino acids)
Biological process (GO): fatty acid biosynthetic process
Molecular function (GO): fatty acid synthase activity
Source: RefSeq, a predicted model, not a curated record